Molecule: messenger RNA, 4974 nt
Organism: Leishmania braziliensis MHOM/BR/75/M2904
Lineage: Eukaryota; Euglenozoa; Kinetoplastea; Trypanosomatida; Trypanosomatidae
Source: the annotation of a RefSeq genome assembly
AUGUCGGGAGGUGCUCCUCAGAGAGUCACGUGGGUGUGUGCACAUGUGUUCCACCGCGAUGGCCGAGAGACCCUCAGCACCAUUUCUCUCGCUUCGCUCCUGUUGGGGAGAAAAGAGGGAUGGGGGUUACGUCUGUGCAGACGUGCCUGCCCUCUCACACCCUCUCUCUUUCGCCCAUUUCUGCUGAGAAACCUUCGACACGAAUUUUUGUUUCUCUUCACUGGCUCGUAUGUGUGCGCAUGUGUCUUCUCUCUUGUUGUUUCUCCCCAAACCAAUCCCACUCUUUUUCUCCACCUCUUUUCCCCUUCUGAUUCUUGUCGUUGCUCUUUACAUCUUUCCUGUCACUUCACCCUCUACGCUGUACACAGGAAGACACCAGUUUUGCCUCUCCGUAUCAACCCCCCUCUCUCUCUCUCAGCUGUCCCCCCCCUGCGUCUGAUUUGGUGCCUCCUUCUCUCACAGUCAACAAUAUCUCAUCUCUGCGUUCACACCUUUACCCAUGCACACACGCCUAGAGAGAACAUGCGAAUAAACGAUGCGGCACGUGGUUUACAUCUCGUAAGCCUACGCGGACGCUCAUCUGUGUCCUGAUUAUGGGGCGAGCGCUACUCGUCUCCCUCUACAUCGGCGUCACCUUCCACUCGAAGAAGAUUCUGACGACAGUGUGCGGGGGAGGGCCACUACAGGUUUUGGCUUAGCACCUGCGUCACUAUCCAUGUCAUGAUGUCGGAGAGGCAGACGCGGAGGACUGCGCUCAUCUUGUGCGUCCCGUUCCGCCUCAGCGCCACCAUCUCUUUCUUCAACGUCGUUUGGCAGAAAGUUUCGUGUGGUGUGGCGGUCCUCUACGACUUCCGCCGCCCGUGGACGAAUUUCUUCAGCUGCAACGCCUUCUUGGCCCUCCUGGAGCUUUUGGGCUGAUAUGUGGCGACUCAUCGGAGUCGUCGUGUGGACUCUAGUCUCCUCAAGCGAGUUCCUUUCUUACCACAAGUGCGGCUUCUGGCCCUACGUCUUCCUCUGCUUUAUGCUGCAGGCGAUGGUGACAACGCUCGCGCAGCGCAAUCGGCUCAACACGGUCCUCUACCCUCCCCAGCAAGACGUCACCGCCUCGUUACCGCGCGCAAGCUUGUUUGUAAUGUGGGAGGGCGAUUCCAUUGCUGCCGUUGGUGUCGUCUGCUGCUACACCCCUGCCACUCCCACAUCCGGGUUAGCGGCUCAUUCAACUUUUCGGGCAUGUUGGAGUGAGUCUUUGCCACGUGCAACCUCCUCUUCGACGGCUCGGCUUGGUUUGGCGUGGAGCAGAACGGGAUGGUGGCCGAGUGGGUCGCCAAGUUUCCACCGGAAGCGUUGAACUCAUCACGUCCACCACGAUGGCAGCGUGACGUCGCCGCUGCAGGUCAACGUGGCGAAAGAUGGCAACAGGGCCGGACGCGCUUGUAGCUGCAGCGAUGCCUUCGUCAAGGUCCAGGUGUCCAACGAGGGUGACUACACGAUGCCAGGCUGUGACUGCGACGCUGCUGCCGGGGAGGCGAUGUCGCUCCUCACCCCCCCUCGCCACGCACCACCGCGUGCGAGCUCUUCCUCGACCACGACAUCGUUCUUCACUUCAGUUUUUGCAGUGUGCCCGUGUCGUCCCCAUCUUUGUGGAUGUGCGACCUUUACUGAGCUCACGCGCCCCAUUCGAAAUGGGGGAGAGGUGCACCUUGUCCAGCCCAUGUACUUCACGCCACUCAUCUCCAUAUCACUGCCGCAGGAGGUGUGCUCGGUGCUGGUGCUAGGUGCUCCGUGUCUCUUGCGCAUCACCUCCUCCUGUUGAUAAGUAAUAGGGCCAUGCCCCCUAUGCGCGGACCUGGCUGAAGCCGUUGCACACGCCGGUUGGCCUCAGUUAUCGUACGUUGCCCAUGCAUAUCUUGUUCUUCACGCUGGCGUCGCUUUCACACUUCCACCGGCUCCUCCGCCAGGAAUCCUGGCAAGAAGAUUCGGGUGGUUGCGAUGGGUCCGCAACUCCUCUUGCUGGCAGUCUGCACGCUCCUUCUGUACCCCUUGACAGUGACGCUCAACCGCCUAGGGGCGGAGCUAAAUGAAGACAGUGGCCGGAUGAUGAUGACGGUACCGCCUGGGUUGGCUCUCCGCAUGCUUCUCCGGGUGUACCAUGCGAGUGUACCACCCUUCUUCACAGACCCUUCCCACGGCAAUGUCUGCAGCAUCUUGGUGGGACUGGGCUUCACCACUGACGUCUACCGUCGUGCCAUGAUGGCCAACCCGCUGAAGGAGGAGGUGAAUUGGUAGUGCAACACGCCGUCUGUCGCACAGCUGAGCGCCACGACACUACUGAUGCGUGGGUCGCUUUGUGGCAGCAAUGAUGAGAAAAUCGGGGAUUUGCCGGUGAGCACCGCGAGCGGCAGCCGCGGCACCUUCCCCACCGACAGUGAUGGCAAGCAGGCCGCCGACGGUAUCCACAUCCGCGAUGUCCACCUCAGUCUGGGCCAGAUCGACGUGGUGAAGGAGAGCACUGUAUCGGCUAUCGCCCCGCUUUACACGCCACCGUCGCCGGUGCUGCUUGGCGGCUUGUGUGGGUGCAUGGCAAGCAUCGGUAUUACAUUGCUUUACGGCGCCAACUACAUUCCACGGCUGUUUGCGGUGGAGCCUCUUCCAGUAGUCAUUGUCAUCGCAGGCGUCUUCAGGGUUGGAGUGUACUGCUUCACGGGUGCUCUUGCUCACACGCUAGUACUGCUUUGCCCCAGGCGCCGCCCCGACGAGGUGUGACGCGCAUUUUGCGUUGUCUUUGGCGGCACCUGGGCCUCGCUUCGAGGCGUUGUUGAACCUCAGCACUACGCUGACGCUGUUUGUUCCCCAGCAGACAGGCUUCACGCACGUGGUGCCGCAGGUCCGCUACCCAGUGGCAAUGGAUACGCUGAGGGCGCGAGUGAAUGUGAAGUAAGGGGUGUGUGUGUGUGUGUGUGCCCGGUACAUUGUGGGGUAGUGAGCCUCUGGCCUUCAUGGGCGGCCUCGACUUCGCCUUUUUUGCAUUGGCGUGUUCUCCCCCCCUUUGUGACUGACGUGGCGCGGGUGCACCAACGCGACCGCCCCGCUUCGUACAGAUCGCGGAGGCGAUGGGGACGGCAUCUGUUAUUAGCCGCAAGUGCAUCUUCUUCAUGUCCAAUUGGGCAGACAUGGCUCAUGUGCAAGGCCUUCUUCCGCACCCUCUCCAAGCGCUGCACCUCGUAGCCGUUUGUGGUGAUGGGGUGGCUGGCGCGUGAAAAAGUCACGGCUUCUCAUCUUGACGCGUGUUGGCACAGUGUACCGCGCCAUGUGGCGUGUGGGACAUCGGGGAAGCAGCGCUCCCUCUAGCUGAUGGGUAUCACCCUCAUCCUCUUCUCUGUUGCGUGGGUGCUUCUCAGACGGGCUACCGUUGGUGUCGCCAGCGUCCCAUUCCCAACAAAGAGGAAGGGCGGCCCUCUUUAGUGACCGAAAAGGAGUUGCGGCGCCUGCACAAGGUGCUCAGUGAGCUGCGCAAGGCGCGCCGCAGCAUCACGGAACCGCGUACAAGGGGAGUUCGAGAUGACCUGCAAGCAGCGCUAUGAGGAGGCGAUGGAGAGUAUAGACAAGAGCACCACUUAGUCGAAGGACAGCGUUCCGGUUGACCCCAAGUUUGACCUAACGCAUCUCAGGCGCGUGGACCGCUUUGACAUCUGGGAGGCUGCUAAGGCAAUGCCUUUCUUUUCCGGGGCGAUCUGGACGGACCAUUUCAGGAAUAGACACCUACAACGUCGACUCCUUCUCCCGCAUUCUGGAGGAGCUGGGCAAGACGGAGGUCGGUGUGAUUGGCGUUACUGGAGAAUGACAGCAGGCGUCUCACGAACGGCAACCGCGGCAUGGCCGACUAUAUUUUCUACCGCCUAGGAUUCCGCUAUACGAACUGCGACCACACCACCAUUGACAACACCUACGGCUGCGCUCUCAUCACCCGUUAUCCCAUCUUGAGCGUGCGCCGCUACGCCAUCCCAUCUCCGCUCGGCGAGAUGGCAUGUGUCAUCUACGAUGUCCUCGAUGUGUACGGUCUGCUGAUGCACAUAUACAUCAGCCGCUUCAGCAACACGGAGCACUGGGUGGACGGCUUGCUGCGGUCCCAAUUUCUUAGGUGACUCGUCCUAUCGAAUUCGGGGCCGUUUAUAUGGCUCGGCUAUCUUGUUGCUCACCCCACCAUAAAGGAACGGUAUCGGAAGAACCCAGGCCCGAAGGCCCCGGGCAAGUUGUAAGACGCUGGGCUGAUGUACCGGCAGUAUCCGUGGACGCGGCUAUGUGAUCGCGGCGGCUGCGAGGAGGAGCUAGCGGUGGCUACAAACCAGCCUAUCAAGAGCAGAGGCUUUAAUAUCGAGGCAAAGUUCCAGUACGUUGAGUAUCUCGAGGAAGGCAUGCACGUGGACAGCUACUUUUGCCGUCCUUCAUCCACCAAACCGCCGCACUACCUCUGCUACAAGGACACGAGCCGUUGCGCGAACGCACACCCCUGGCUUGAGUUGAUGGACUGGUGUUGCCAGUACUGCCUCUACAAGACCGGUGCUACGGCAGACGAGGCAGUAUGCGAUGCGGAGAAGCUGUAGCUUCACCAGGUGCGCCUGCUCGAUUGGUGGUGUGCCGUCGACUACGGGGUGGAGGUGCUGUCUGACACGAAAACUCAGGGCAUGCAGCUCGCGUUCGAGAAGCGCAUGCAAAGUAAGAAGAUCGGACAUGGUGUGCUGGGAUUGGAAAAGCUGAGUGCUGCGGAGGGACGCUCAGCAGGGACGGUCCCACGUAUGUGUUGUCACUACCCUGACCCCUGCAGCGCACCCAGUGCACUCGCACAAGACUUCGCUUCUUCCCCCCUCUGCUCGAGAUGUUUUCGCCGUCUCUCCCUGAACUCCUUCUUUCGUCCUCCGUGAAGCGCUUUGCGCUCGCUUAGUGCGCGUGUCGAGGCGUUCCUUGGUAGGGAUGUGA